Messenger RNA from Closterium sp. Naga37s-1, 3873 nucleotides. The record is from the annotation of a GenBank genome assembly. NCBI's taxonomy places the organism in Eukaryota, Viridiplantae, Streptophyta, Zygnematophyceae, Desmidiales, Closteriaceae.
AUGACGUCAUUCCCUCCUAGUAGCGCCGUCCAGUCGUCCCUCCUCGUCCCCCCGCGCCUUGCCCUCAUCGCCGUCCUCGCGCACAUUGCCCUCCUCCGCCAGGCGGAGGCCUACACCGCCCCGCCGACCGCCGACGGUUGCGUCGCGGAGAUAGCGGAGGUCGACCAGGAGGCCAUGCGCGCGGUGUACGCGGCGCUGCCCGAGAGGAUGUUCUUCUGGCACGACGGCAUGUCGCCGCUCGGGAUGUUGGACGAGCACGGCAAUGUCACGUACUGCUGCGUCAUGCCCCGCCCCACGCGGGACGGGUCGUCCUGGUGCUACCUCUCGUGCCCGCUCGAGUGCACACCCGGCGGCCGCAUCACGCGCAUCUACUCUGAUCCGAGCGGCGAGGACAUGCCCGGCGGGAGUUGCCCGCCCGGCGCGCUGUCGCCCGCCAUUGGCGAUCUCGCGGAGCUCUCCGCGCUGGUCUUCCGCCACUCGUGCCUCGCCGGCGACUUGCCGGACUCCGUCACGCGCCUCCAGAAGCUGACGAUUUUUGAAAUGCCCGAAAACAUUUUCUCCGGGCCCAUUCCGCCAGGCCUCUUCCGCCUGCCCGCGCUCCGCCUCGUGGAUCUGAGCACACUCAAUGAAUACCGGGAACUUCAGCCUCAACCUCAAUAUAAAGGCCUUUCAGGGUCCCUUCCCGACGGGCCCGACGCGUACUCCCCGUCGCUGGAAACGGUAAUCCUAUCCGGCAACGCGCUCUCGGGGGAGCUUCCGCGCGCCCUUCUCCGCGCGCCUGCGCUGCGCCGGUUGGACCUGCAGAGCAACAAUUUCACGGGGGAACUCCCGGGGGGAACGGGCGCGUAUUCGCGGAGCAUUACCGCGCUCAUCCUGCGCAACAACAGCCUUUCCGGCGCCAUUCCGCCCGCGCUGGCGGAGAUGACGGCGCUGCAGAAACUCGACCUGGGGGGGAACCGUCUGUCCGGCGCGGUGCCCGCGGCGCUGCGUGAUUCCGAGUCGCUCAAGGCGCUCGACGAGGUGCGGCUCGACAACAACGCGCUCACCGGGCCGUUCUGCGACGCGCUGCUGCCGGCGCGCGAGCUCUGGCUGGGCUUCAACGACCUGGGCGGCGCGACCGCCGGGAGCAGCGCCAGCGGCGGCGGCGGCGGCGGUGGGAGAGGUGAGGAGGAGGAGGGGGGCUCUCUGCACGGCUGCGUGCUUUCCGCGAAUCUAGAGAUGCUCAGCGCGCCGCACGCGGGCCUCCGGGGAAGCGUUCCGCCCGAAAUGUUCCUCGCGACGAACUCGCAGACAGGGCGGAGGCUCCCUUUAUUUAAGAGUAUCCAGAUGGACCUAAGCCACAACAGCCUCUCGGGCAGCCUGAAAGCUUUCACGGCGAAUCCGUCGUGGUACGACUUGGACCUGUCGCACAACAACUUCUCCGGCGGUAUUCCCGAGGUGUUUUUCAGGGACUACUCGCGCGCGGACCUGCGGUUUAACGAUCUCAGGGGUCCGCUGUACGACGCGCGCCGGGAUUCGCAGAGCUGCGACUGGGACGUGCUGCGCGUGAGCAACAACAGCGCGCGCAUGGUGGGCGAUGUGGGCGCGGGGUACCUCCCCGCGCCGGCGCCUGGCGUGCAGGCGUCCGCUGCGGAGACUGCUGCGCUGCUGGCAGUGCGAGAUGCGCUCCUGGGGGAAGCCGGCUUGCCUGGCGGCAGCUCGAGUAGCAGCGCGAGUGGGAGUCUGUCGGAGGCGGUGGGGCAGCUGACGCAGCUCACCUCGCUGCGCAUCUCCGGGCACGUCCUCUCCGGCGGCCUGCCACCGUCCCUCUCACGCCUCUCUCACCUCGUCGCUCUCGACCUCUCCUCCAACCGCCACCUCUCCGGCUCCAUCCCCCCAGCCCUCCUCACUCUCCCCUCGCUGCAAGAGCUCUCCCUCCGCGGGAACAACCUCACGGGAAAGGUCCUCCCAACCACCACUGCAGCAACAGCAGCAGCGGCAGCGCCGCUGUCACCGAGCUUGGAGAUUCUAGACGUGGGGGGAAACGCUCUCUCGGGGUCCAUUCCAGCUGCCGUGAGUCUUCUGACGGGGCUGACGCGCCUGGCGCUGGACCAGAACCGGCUGGACGGCAGCUUGCCAAGGGAGCUCGGCGCGCUCUGGAUGCUCCGAGACCUGCAGCUGCAGGGGAACGCCCUCCAGGGGGACGUCUCUGCACUCGCUGCUGCCUUCCCUGCUCCCCCUUCUGCUCUUGCCGACCCUACUGCCUCCAGUGCGCCUGUCUUGUGGGGUCUCCGCGGGGUGUUUCCGCUGCUGACCCGUCUGGACGUCAGCAGCAACCAGCUCUCGGGCGACGCAGCCACGCUCUCCCCUCUCCAGCAACACUUCCACACACUCAACGUCUCACACAACCGCCUCAUGUGCGGCCCCGGCAACGCCUCCUGGAACGCCGACUACCUGGACCUCUCACACAACAGCAUUAGCGCCCCGCUGCAAAGCUUAUUCCGGUUCUGGGACAGCCUCCAGUCGAGGGUGCUGCGCCUGUCACACAACCAGCUCUCGGGACCCAUCCCUGCCACACUCCUGCGAGACAAAGUGCAAGGAGAGCUGGACCUCUCCCACAACCUGCUCACGGGUUCAAUUCCUGCCAUCGAAAAUUUAUUCUCCAUGAAGACGCUCGACCUGUCAUACAACCAGCUGUCUGGCACCAUUCCCGACCUGGAUGGCUCCCUGGAAAAAUGUGACUUGUCCCACAACCGGCCCACCGGGGAGGUCCCCCCGCCGCCAUUUGCAAUGGAACAUCUGAACGCGAGUUGGAACAAGCUUGAUGGGAUGGCUCUAUGGCAUUAUCAUGAGGGCAGGGGGUUAAAAAGCCUGGACGUGUCUCACAAUGCUAUGGCGGGAAAUCUGCCAGCCUUGGGUUACAGUGAUGGGCUCAUGAGCCUGACCUAUCUGGACCUCUCCUACAAUGCGUUCAAUGGCACUCUUGCGCAACAGACCUACCUGUUUUUGGAGCGAACGACAGGCUCUCCAGAAAGUGUGGAGCGUGCGUGCGGGGUAGAGGUUCGACUGGGCCACAAUAAGCUCACUGGAAGCAUCUCAAGUUUUGUCUUCUCCUCGUGCCUCUCGCUGCUCGACCUCUCCCACAACCAGUUCUCUGGCCCCAUCCCAGACCCUUCCCAGGGGAGCAACCAGAGCUCCUCCCUCGUCCCCCUCGCCUACUUGGACCUCUCUUCCAACAAACUCACAGGAACCAUCUCUGAUGCUCUCCUCUCCGGCCUCACAGCCCUAUCCCACUUGGAUCUCUCAGACAACCUUCUAUCAGGCUCGCUGCCCCGCUCGCUCGCUCUUGCCCCCAUGCUCACCCAUCUGGACCUCUCACGCAACAAGCUCAAAGGCUCCCUGCCUGCCUUCUGCCAGGGCAAGCAGCGCCUCGCCUCUCUCCUCCUCUCCUCCAACGCUUUCUCCGGCCCCCUCUCCUCCCUCCUCCCCUCCUCCCCCUCCUGCGCCUCCUCCCUCCUCUCCCUCAACGUCUCCACCAACCAGCUCUCCGGCUCGUUCCCCUCGUCCCUCUCGCGCUUCACCGCUCUGCACUCCUUGCUAGCGGCGCGCAACCGUAUGAGCGGCAGCAUCCCUGCAGGGCUGGCAUCGCUGACGGCCCUGCAUGAGCUGGACGUGUCGUGGAGCGGGCUGUCAGGCACCAUCCCUGCGCUGCUGCGCGCUGCUGCCCCCUCCCUGCAAGUGCACCUCGCUGGCAACGCCCUCUCUAGCUCCGUCCCCCGCUCUCUCUCCAACCUGCCCACCUCCUGCUUCCGCCCCGGCAACCCCAAGCUCUGUGGGAAGCCCCUGCCUGACUGCAAGAAGCGCUCCUCCAAGCCCACGAAGGGCCGGGGGUAG